GCUGGUUGGCUAAGAAACAACCAAUGAGAGACUGACAGGACUGAAGCGUUGGAGUGUGGGCAGGCGCCUAGCUGAUAGGAGUGUAUAAAGUGUAGUAGAAUGUUUGGGAAACUUUACAGUACGCUAUUUUUUAUUCUCUUUUUCUGCCAUGAGCCCAGUGAUGCUCAAAGGAAGAAAGAGACUUUGCUAUCAGAGAAGGUGACUCAGAUGAUGGACUGGACCUCGAAGCGUUCAGUCAUCAGAAUGAAUGGAGAGAAAUUCCGUCGCUUUGUCAAGGCUCCUCCAAGAAACUACUCCGUGUUCAUCAUGUUCACAGCGCUACAGCCGCAGAGGCAAUGUGGCGUUUGCAAACAAGCUGAUGAGGAGUUCCAUGUGCUAGCUAACUCCUGGCACUAUUCCUCUGCCUUUACUAACAGAAUCUUCUUUGCAUCAGUGGAUUUUGAUGAAGGAUCUGAUGUCUUUCAGAUGCUUAAUAUGAACUCUGCUCCAACCUUCCUCCACUUCCCACCCAAAGGGAAACCUCGACGAUCAGACACCUAUGAGCUGCAGGUCAGAGGGUUUUCUGCCGACCAAUUGGCUAGAUGGGUGGCAGACAGGACAGAUGUUCAAAUCCGUGUCAUUCGUCCACCCAACUAUGCAGGGCCUCUCUUGUUGGGCUUUCUCCUGGCUGUGAUUGGUGGACUGGCAUAUCUACGAAGGAAUAAUUUGGAAUUUCUUUUUAACAAGAAUGUUUGGGCCUUUUCUGCACUGUGCUUUGCCCUGAUAAUGACUUCUGGCCAAAUGUGGAACCAUAUCAGAGGACCACCAUAUGCACACAAGAACCCCAACACCGGACAAGUGAGUUACAUCCAUGGGAGCAGCCAAGCCCAGUUUGUGGCAGAGACGCACAUUGUCCUCCUCUUCAAUGGAGCUGUUACUGCUGGGAUAAUUCUGCUCUGUGAGGCUGCCACUUCGGACAUUGACACGGGAAAGAGGAAGAUCAUGUGCGUGGCAGGUAUGUGUCUUGUGAUGCUGUGCUUCAGCUGGCUGCUGUCCAUUUUCAGAGCAAAGUACCAUGGAUACCCAUACAGCUUCCUGAUGGGUUAAAGAUCCCAAUUGGCCUCCGGAUAUACCUAAAUGUGAAAUUGAAGACAGGAAUCUCUAAAGUGUCAAAUAGUUUAUUGCUGGAUGUUGUAAAAAUGUCACAUAAUUUGUAUAAAUUGCUAUGGGUAAUUGCAUUGACUGGUUGUAUGAAAAAGCAAGACUAGCAGCUAAGCUGGGUCCUUUGAUCUUGAAAUAUA
This is a messenger RNA of Xiphophorus hellerii (green swordtail), 1280 nucleotides long. Its product is annotated as magnesium transporter protein 1. Lineage: Eukaryota; Metazoa; Chordata; Actinopteri; Cyprinodontiformes; Poeciliidae. The transcript has 10 exons. The record is from RefSeq and is a predicted model, not a curated record. The coding region runs from base 100 to 1086 and encodes 328 amino acids. Gene Ontology annotation, cellular component: oligosaccharyltransferase complex.